Molecule: messenger RNA, 4175 nt
Organism: Bemisia tabaci
Lineage: Eukaryota; Metazoa; Arthropoda; Insecta; Hemiptera; Aleyrodidae
Gene: PNKP
Product: Polynucleotide kinase 3'-phosphatase
Biological process (GO): DNA repair
Molecular function (GO): double-stranded DNA binding; polynucleotide 3'-phosphatase activity; protein binding
Source: RefSeq, a predicted model, not a curated record
UCGCACGGCUCGCAGAAUUUUCUGUUGUUGAUUUUUCGCUCUUCUAAUUUUGUUAGCCGUUUAGGACCUUCCAUCAUCCAUUUUAGCUUGGAAGAAGUUAGUGCAAAUAGUUUUCUGUGUAUUUUCCCUAAAAUGAACCUGUGAUUGUCACCGUUCCAAUAUGAGCUCCGCAAACAAGUGUCUACUUCGAAGUGUCACCAACUCUCACAGCUUCAUAGAGCUGCCCCACAAUCAAAAAAUCGCUCUCGGAAGAAACCCAUUAACGCAGGUCGUUGAUAAGAGAUGCUCCAGAGAACAAGUGAUAGCAAUUGCCGACUACAGCAAAAACGUGUUGAGCAUCAAACAAGUUGGCAAUAAUGACUCUGGUGCAAAUGGCAAACCAAUUACCAAAAACAAAGAGGUGCUGCUACAACAUGGAGACAGGCUUGAACUUUUGGUGGGAUACCAUAUUUACAGGGUUGAAUUUGACCCCCCACCACGAAAUAUUGUCAAAGAAGCCCAGCUUAGACAGACCUCGGAAGAACCGCCUGCCAAACGACCUCACCUGGAAGCUGCUUUGAACGGAUCGCAUUCAAAUUCUGUUAAAGUUGAAGAAUUGGUGGUCCAAAAAGGACAAUGGCAUUCAAUAAAGAACUCGGCACUCCUUAUCUAUGACUCGCCAAGUGUUGAAAGUAGAAGCAAGAUUGCUGCGUUUGAUCUAGAUGGUACUCUGAUAUUGACUAAGUCCGGCAAAGUGUUUCCUGUGGAUAGAUAUGAUUGGAAGUUUUUCCAUCCCGAUAUCGUUCAAAAGCUUCGCAAACUCUGGAGUGAAGAAAAUUACAAGAUAGUCGUUUUCACCAACCAAAAUGGCCUUGGCAAGAGUGUGCAAACUUCAGCUAAAACUAAAGAAUUUCAGUUAAAGGUAGAAAAGGUUGUGGAAGAACUGAAAAUACCUGUACAAGUUUUUGCAGCAACUCAACAAGAUAUUUUCCGCAAACCAGCUCCUGGAAUGUGGAAUGUAUUGGUGAAGGAGAUGAAUUCGGGGAUUGAAAUUGACAUGGGAAACUCUUUCUAUGUGGGUGAUGCAGCCGGAAGGAAUGUGAACUGGGCACCUCACAAAUCGAAAGAUUUUUCGGCAGCAGACCGUCUCUUUGCAUUAAAUCUGGGACUCAUCUUUUACACUCCUGAGGAAUAUUUCUUCAAACAAUUUAAAGCUCCUUACUCAUUGCCCGCAUUCAAUCCACGAGACCUAUCACCCUCUACACCGGUUUUUGAAAAUACGGAUGAUAAGAAGCUUUUCCCUCCGCAUCAAGAAAUCAUAAUCAUGGUUGGUGCCCCAGGUUCGGGCAAGUCCUUUUUUGUGAAAAAUUAUCUGGUUCCGAAUGGAUAUGCUCAUAUCAGCCGUGACAAUUUAGGUACAUGGCAAAAGUGCGUUUCGGUGAUGAUUGAUGCUAUUCAAGCGGGACAAAGUGCAGUCAUCGACAAUACCAAUCCUGACAAAGAGUCUAGAGAACGGUAUAUCAGCACAGCCCAAAAGUUUAAUGUUCCUUGUAGAGUGUUCGAGAUGAAUGUGUCAAAAGAGCAGUCCAAACACAAUAAUAAAUUCAGGCAAUUCACAGACUCAAACCAUAUUCCAGUGAAUGAGAUUAUCAUAAAUAGUUUCUUUGUAAAGUAUGAGGCUCCGUCUGUAGAUGAAGGCGUGGAAGAUAUUUUAAAAGUAAAUUUCGUCCCAAAGUUUGAAGACCCUCAACAAGAAAUACUUUACAAGAUGUACCUUAUUUAAGGAAACUUGCAGAAGCAGUAGCAGCCAAUUAGAGAUUGCACCUUACAAAAUCCUCACAUUUCAUUCUAUAAUUUUCUUCACCGUCACCAAGCAGCUCCAAAUUUGGCGAUAGCUUUAAAAUGAAAUCUAUCAGUUACUUUUACUUGUAUUUAUGACAUAUGUCUUGAAGUCCAUUGUGUCCAAAUUCAAAUACUACAAUAGUUAAGUAAGGAUUCAAGUCCAUCUCUCAAAAUUUAUCAAAGUUCUGUACUACUAUAAAUUACUUUAUAUUUAUUUUGUAUGUAAACAUCAUUAAUGCCUGACACUAAGAAAUAAUCAUUUACCAAAGGGGUUGUUCACAACAUACUUAAUGCUCUCAGAGAGGGGGGGGGGAGAUCAAGGAUAACAUUAUGCCAGCUUAUUUUUAUGUGUUGAAGGAUAAGGACCUACGUCACAUAACCAUCAUUAAGUAGAAGUGGGUUGAAAAAUCCCAAAUUUAGCGUUUUGUAUUUCACGAAUAUCCUCAAAGCACUUACAUUCUGAAUUAGUAAAAAAAUUUGUUUAUUUUAAAAAAAGUCCCAUUUUGCGGAACAAUAGAUCACUCUUUAACAUGUUCUUUUUUCUUUUUCUUUUUAAAUUCCAAGAUUAAGUCUCACCUCACCACAGAUUAAUGUUUUUUUGUAACCCAAAAUUCCUUCAUUUUACUUGUCGCAAAUGACCUCAAACAGCUUCUUUAGUGUCGAAUUAUUUCUCUGUAGCAGAACUAAUGGCUCAAUUUUUUCUUCUAAAUAUUCACAAUCGAUUAUGGACUGACAUUAAUCAUUCCAUACUGAGAAUUUCGCGUGAUUGCAUUCUAUUUCUCAUUGCAUUUUCAGCUACCCUUCUCUUCCCACUUACAUUGCUGUUACCUCUUGAGUCAGUGGUUACUAUUGAAACCAUAAAAUGCAAUCAAUGUCAAGUUACUUACUGUUUUUGACAGUAUGUAAUCUUGAAAGUAUUGUUUCAAAGCGGUGAACACAGUUUGAAGUUUAUCAAUCAAAACAUUAUGACAGCUCCACUGUUUCUAUUUCAACUGCGUGUGCCCUAUGACGACCCUUAACUUACAUUUGAACAUCCAUAUACCAACAGUGAAACUGCAGGAAUGUAGGUCUUGGUUUAUAACCUCCUGCCAUGCAUCAUUUUGUAAAUGAAAAAAUAUUCAACGUCAUUUUUGCAAACUUCCCUGAGUUUUCUUCUCUGUGUGAAGUUUAAUCUAUACAAAUUUCAAAUAACUGAGUUGUUUGUUCUCCUUUGAAAAAUUAAAAUAGGAGAUUUUGAAACACCGCAAACGAGAUAUACAUUUUUAUGCAUUUUAUGCUGUUUCACCGUCAAUAUAGAUCAAUAUGCAAGCCAAGGACUGCAUGGUUGAACCUAAAACACCCCUAAGUAUUUCUCAGGUAUCAGCAACAGAUGUUUUAGAAAUGGCAGCUAACGAAAAUGUCGUGUGUUAACUACAUUUUUUUUUCUUUCUGAACAUGAUGAGCUUAUUAACAUGAUUUAGUUUUUUUUUUUUCCAUGGUAUUAUUUUUGCAAGGAAACUUACUCCUUCUUGUUUCUUGUAAAUUAGUUUUAGAGCAGACUGAAAAAUUAAAAGUUUGUUUAACAGUAAUUUUAAUUAACUGAUUAAGGAUCAUUGCAAGACUUCAUUGAUAAAAGCCUUGAAAAGUAACUAUAUGUUUAUGAUAAUUAUUAUGAUAAACAAUGAAUGGGUCAGUGCUCAAGGUAUUUUUCUUUUUCUAAUAAUACCUCCUACAAUAAAGUACUUCGUCAAAUUCAGGUGUAAUUCUCGCCUGUUCUCAGCCUUCUCUCUGUUAAGAAAUACUCGUAUCUCACGAAAAUCAAAUUUCCUGUGAAUUUGUAAUUUUUGUAAAUUGUAUAAUGUGGAUAGUAAAUUUAAUCCGAGGGACCCUUUAUAUUGAAUUUUUUUUAUAUCAUGGUUGUAAAUUAAAAUGUGCAGCACCUGUUGUUUUGGUACAUAAAAUGCAUCUCUCUAAAGUUCAGACCAAUUGCAAAAGAAUUAUCGAAGCUCCGAAAGAUCAAAUGUAGUAGAAAUUAGUCUUUGAAAUUUGAUUUCAAGAAAAGUGUAAGUCAAAUUCAGGUCUCCACAACCACUUGAAACUCUUCACUCACUUUUAUAUCAAAGUUUGUAAUUCAUAUUUCCAUUGCACGGUAAUUCGUAAAAUCUCUUCGAAACAUUUGCAAUGCGUCCUGAAUUUUAGUGAGAUGACUUCAAAUUACAUUGAUACUGAGGAAAUUCGUAUGCUCUUUUUAAAAUUUGAAGAUAAGCUUUCUCAUUUGUGUUUUUGUACUUUAGUCAAUUAGAUAAGUUAUUUAUUACCACUUGUGAAUUCAUAACUUUGUUGUUUUGUUUUAAUUAAACAUUGAAAAACUUUAA